This is a messenger RNA of Suncus etruscus (white-toothed pygmy shrew), 2129 nucleotides long. RefSeq names its product limb development membrane protein 1 (gene LMBR1). The transcript has 17 exons. Gene Ontology annotation, molecular function: transmembrane signaling receptor activity. The coding region runs from base 114 to 1586 and encodes 490 amino acids. Gene Ontology annotation, biological process: signal transduction. Lineage: Eukaryota; Metazoa; Chordata; Mammalia; Eulipotyphla; Soricidae. The record is from RefSeq and is a predicted model, not a curated record.
CCGUCCAGUCCAGUCCAGUCCUCCGGGGCGCGCGGCUUCCCGAGUCGCCCGCGGAGCCGCUGGCCGCGCCGUCCCCGCCGUCCCCGCGGGCGGGCGGGCGGGCAUGAAGGACGAUGGACGGGCUGGACGAGGUGUCGGCGCGCGAGCAGCACUUCCACAGCCAAGUGCGCGAGUCCACGAUCUGCUUCCUCCUCUUUGCAGUCCUCUACGUCAUUUCCUACUUCAUCAUCACGCGGUACAAGAGGAAAUCAGAUGAACAUGAAGAUGAAGAUGCCAUAGUCAACAGGAUUUCAUUGUUCCUCUGCACCUUCACACUGGCGGUAUCUGCGGGUGCUGUUCUGCUCCUGCCCUUCUCGAUCAUCAGCAACGAGAUCCUGCUCUCCUUCCCACAGAACUACUACAUGCAGUGGCUCAACGGCUCCUUGAUCCACGGUUUGUGGAACCUUGCGUCCCUCUUUUCCAACCUUUGCUUAUUUGUGUUGAUGCCUUUUGCCUUUUUCUUUCUGGAAUCAGAAGGUUUUGCUGGCCUGAAAAAGGGGCUGCGUGCCCGCAUCCUGGAGACGCUGGUCAUGCUCCUGCUGCUGGCCCUGCUCAUCCUUGGAAUUGUGUGGGUGGCCUCAGCACUACUGGACCAGGAUGCAGCCAGCAUGGAGUCCUUGUAUGAUCUCUGGGACUUCUACCUGCCCUACCUCUACUCUGGCAUCUCCCUCAUGGGCUGCCUGCUGCUUCUCAUGUGCACACCUGUGGGCCUGUCGCGCAUGUUCACAGUGAUGGGACAGCUGCUGGUGAAGCCCACGAUCCUUGAGGACCUGGAUGAGCAAAUGUACAUCAUCAGCCUUGAGGAGGAGGCACUGCAGAGACGCCUGAAUGGACUGUCUUCAUCUGUGGAAUACAACUUAACAGAGUUGGAACAAGAACUUGAAAAUGUAAAGACACUGAAGACAAAAUUAGAGAGGCGGAAGAAGGCUUCAGUAUGGGAGCGGAAUCUGGGGUACCCAGCCGUCAUGGUCCUCCUCCUCAUCGAGACGACCAUCUCGGUCCUCCUGGUGGCCUGCAACAUCCUGUAUCUGCUGGUGGAUGAAACUGCCCUGCCAAAGGGCUCGCGGGGCCCAGGCAUAGGAAGUGCAUCUCUCUCUGCAUUUGGUUUUGUGGGUGCUGCCCUGGAGAUCAUCUUGAUUUUCUACCUGAUGGUGUCCUCGGUGGUUGGCUUCUACAGUCUUCGCAUCUUCAGAAGCUUCAUGCCCAGGAAGGAUGAUACGACUAUGACCAAGAUCAUCGGGAACUGCGUGUCUAUCCUGGUACUCAGCUCAGCACUGCCUGUCAUGUCAAGGACUUUGGGAAUCACACGCUUCGACCUGCUUGGAGACUUUGGGAGGUUCAACUGGCUGGGAAACUUCUACAUCGUGCUGGCAUACAACCUGCUCUUCGCCAUUGUCACCACGCUGUGUCUCAUCAGAAAGUUCACAUCCGCCGUGCGGGAGGAGCUGCUGAGGGCCCUGGGGCUCCGCAAACUGCAGCUCUCGAACCCUACCCGGGACUCAGACACCUCGAAGUCUGCAGUCAAUGGGCACCAGAAAGCCUUGUGAGGUGGCCCUGCGUCCCAGGGACGUGUCUGUUCCUGUCACCUCGUGCUCUCCCUCCGCUUGGGCUACACAGACGGUGCCUGAGACCCCCAGGGUCUGAGCUUGUUGGUGGCCUUGCCAUGGGUCUGAAGAGCACAGGACCCAAUUUCUGGGGUUCCAGGGCCACGUGCUGUGACAGUCGUUCCAUUGUACGCUGGCUGCACCAGGAAGUACAGAUGGGCUUUGAGAGACUUUCUGGGCAGUGAGUGAUGUCUGUGGGCCUGGGAACACCGAGCACCCACAACUCUCACGGUGGAGGAUCACGGUCCUCAUCAUUGUCACGAGAGCCCAGAGCCCAGCGGCUGAGUCCCCUUGGCCACUGAUCGUGGAGUCCAGCGCAGAGAUCUGAGUGGGGCCGAGAACCCAGGAAUGUGCGCUGCCCUGCCCAUCACGUGUGGGUGAACUGUGUCCCCUGUAGCUCGUGGCAGGGUCGCAGAUACUCGUCCACUUGGUUUCUCAAAACAGCACGCACCUGGCUCUUUACCUCAUUACAGUUUCAUGUCCCCA